This is a messenger RNA of Elephantulus edwardii (Cape elephant shrew), 2223 nucleotides long. Its product is annotated as cytosolic phospholipase A2-like. Gene Ontology annotation, cellular component: endoplasmic reticulum; Golgi apparatus; nucleus. Gene Ontology annotation, biological process: glycerophospholipid catabolic process. The record is from RefSeq and is a predicted model, not a curated record. The coding region runs from base 1 to 2223 and encodes 740 amino acids. NCBI's taxonomy places the organism in Eukaryota, Metazoa, Chordata, Mammalia, Macroscelidea, Macroscelididae. The transcript is spliced from 17 exons. Gene Ontology annotation, molecular function: calcium-dependent phospholipid binding; calcium ion binding.
AUGUUUCAGGUGGAGCACCAGUAUUCCUACAAGUUCUCAGUUGUGGUCUUAAGGGCAACCAAAGUGACAAAGGGAACCUUGGGUGAUAUACUCGACACUCCGGAUCCCUACGUGGAACUUUUCAUCUCCACCACCCCUGACAGCAGGAAGAGAACAAGGCACUUCAACAACAAUGUGAACCCUGUGUGGAAUGAGACCUUUGAAUUUAUUUUGGAUCCAGAUCAGGAAAAUGUCUUAGAGAUCACAUUAAUGGAUGCCAACUAUUUCAUGGAUGAAACUGUAGGGAGAGCAACAUUUCCUAUAUCAUCUCUGGAAGUGGGUGAGAAGAAGGAGGUUCCUUUCACUUUCAACCAAGUCACUAAAUUGAUUCUGGAAAUGUCUCUUGACCUUUGCUCAUCCCCGGACCUUCGAUUUAGCAUGACUCUGUGCAGGCAGGAGAAAAUUUUCACAAAACAGAGACAAGAAAAAGUAAAAGAGAAUAUGAAGAAAUUUUUAGGUCCAGAGAAUUGCAAAGGCUUGCAAUCCACUCGUGAUGUGCCUGUGGUUGCCAUAUUGGGCUCAGGUGGUGGCUUCCGAGCCAUGGUGGGAUUCUCAGGUGUGAUGAAGGCACUGUAUGAAUCAGGGGUUGUGGAUUGUGCUACCUACCUUGCUGGUCUUUCUGGCUCCACAUGGUACAUGUCAAUUUUAUAUUCUGAUCCUGAUUUUCCAGAGAGAGGGCCAAAAGAGAUUAAUGAAGAGCUAAUGAAAAAUGUUAGCCACAACCCACUUUUACUUCUCACACCACAGAAGAUGAAAAGAUACUUUGAGGCUUUAUGGAAGAAGAAAAGCUCUGGACAACCUGUCACCUUUACUGAUAUGUUUGGGAUGUUAAUAGGAGAAACACUAAUUGGCAAUAGAAUGACCACUACGUUAAGUAGUUUGAAAGAAAAAAUCUGUCCUGCAAAAUGUCCCUUUCCUCUCUUCACCUGUCUCCAUGUCAAACCUGAUGUUUCAGAGUUAAUGUUUGCAGAUUGGCUUGAAUUUAGUCCCUAUGAGAUUGGUAUGGCUAAAUAUGGUACGUUUAUGGCCCCUGAGUUAUUUGGAAGCAAAUUUUUUAUGGGGUCAGUCGUGAAAAAAUGUGAAGAAAAUCCUUUACAUUUCCUAAUGGGUGUCUGGGGCAGUGCCUUUUCUAUAUUGUUCAACAGAGUCUUGGGAUUUUCUAAUUCAUAUAAUACAGGUUCCACAAUGGAAGAAGAAUUAGAAAAUAUUAUAGCCAAACAUUUUGUAAGUAAUGAUAGCUCAGACAGUGAUGAUGACCCAGAAGAGCCCGAGGGCACAGAAAAUGAAGGUUCUAAAGUGGAGUAUCAAAAUGAGAAUCAAGAAAGUUGGGUUCAUCGAAAGUUGAUGGCCUUGGUGACCGAUUCAGCUUUGUUCAAUACUCGAGAAGGACGAGCUGGAAAGGUGCACAACUUCAUGCUGGGCUUGAAACUUAACACAUCCUAUCCAGUGUGUUCUUUGAGAGAUUUAAGCACACAGGAAUCCUUGGAUGAAGAUGAACUGGAUGCAGCUGUAGCAGAUCCUGAUGAAUUUGAACUAAUAUAUGAACCCUUGGAUGUCAAAAGUAAAAAGAUCCAUGUAGUGGACGGUGGGCUCACUUUUAACCUGCCCUAUCCCUUGGUUCUGAGACCUCAGAGAGGGGUCGAUCUCAUCAUUUCCUUUGACUUUUCUGCAAGACCCAGUGACUCCAGUCCUCCUUUCAAGGAACUUCUACUUGCAGAAAAAUGGGCUAAGAUGAAUAAGCUCCCCUUUCCGAAGAUUGAUCCUUAUGUGUUUGACCGGGAAGGAUUGAAGGAGUGCUAUGUCUUUAAACCCAAGAACCCAGAUGUGGAGAGAGAUUGUCCAACUAUUAUCCACUUUGUUCUGGCCAACAUCAACUUCAGAAACUACAAGGCUCCAGGUGUCCCAAGAGAAACUGAAGAAGAGAAAGAAAGAGCUGACUUUGACAUUUUUGAUGACCCAGAAUCACCAUUUUCAACCUUCAACUUUCAAUAUCCAAAUCAAGUAUUCAAAAGGUUGCAUGAUCUCAUGCACUUCAAUACCCUGAACAACAUUGAUGUAACAAUAGAAUUUGGAAGGAGGUUCCCAAGUCUUUGUUCUCAAAUACUCAUUAAUCUCAAAUUUCCAAUCUUUAAGUUAGCAGCUAGGAAUGUUAACUUCCUGAACCACGCAGGAACUUCUUAUUAG